Molecule: messenger RNA, 684 nt
Organism: Stegodyphus dumicola
Lineage: Eukaryota; Metazoa; Arthropoda; Arachnida; Araneae; Eresidae
Source: RefSeq, a predicted model, not a curated record
ACCGAAAAAAAAAAACAUCCUGGUUUUAAUAAAAGAUCCAGAAUUCAGCGUAAACGUCGAGCUCAAGAAAAAAAUAUGAAAUUAAAUUCCCGAGAUGUGGAAGAUUCCGAACAAGCGGAUGUUUUCGAAAGGUCAGAAAUUAUUGAUACAACUGCAUCUGUGUCAAAGGAGAAUCAUUGCCCGGAUGAUUUUUUUACAAAGUCCGGAAGUGAAAAAUUUGACUUUUCUACGCCAGAAGUUACAGCUAAUGUUCCUAAGACAAACCAGGCUUUCCUGAGUUCUGAUCUGGACAUUUCAGUUAUUGACUCUGACGUAGAAGGUAGAAAUACAAGCUCUCUUUUGGGCUUGGAGUCUGAGCCUCUUCAGGAGAACCUUAAUGAUGAAUUUAUGUGUCCUGAUUCACCUUUAAUUAUCGAAAAGGGAAGAUCGAAGGAAAGGCAAAUCCAUUACCAUCUGGCAGAACAAAUUUGCAAUAUGUCUUUUGUAAUAGUGCAGGCUAGGACAUUAGAGCGUAUCAUAUAUAAUGAUAACGUUUCAACUAAAGCAUUAAAGUAUGGCUUGGCUAACGAAGCAGUAGCCUUAAAUCAAUACAAGGAAAAGCAUAUGGGAAAAAACAUCAGACGUUGUGGCCUUUUUAUUGAUCCUAAAUAUCCCUUUCUUUGUACUUCGCGCCAGAUGGAUUGA